AUGGCUGAAGCGAUAGCAGCAAUCUCUAUCGCGGCCAACAUCGUCCAAUUCGUUGACUUCACUGCCAAGAUCCUCAGUGCCAGCCACAGAAUCAAAGGUUCGGGAUUUAGAGAUAAUGACUGGAUGGCAAUUGUCGUGAAAGACUUGCAAAAGGUGUCGAGUGGACUCAAAUCUCCGCUGGUACAGGAGAAUGGAAGGUUUCCGACCGACAACGACAUGGAAUUGCUUCAUCUCGCCAAACAGUGCGAUGAGAUCGCUUCCGACUUACUUACGACAUUAAAGAGUCUUGAAAUUAACGUGAAAAAUCUUGCUGAUAGGAGUGAUGUAACGCGCCAAAAGUCUAAACGCGUCCAUGUGGCUUGGGCAAAUUUUCGUACAGCUUUGAAGACGGUGUGGAAAGAAGACGAGAUUAUUCAGCUGGAGAAAAGGAUUGAGUCAUUCCGACAGCAACUCAUACUUCGAAUCUUGGUGUCAUUGAGAGAUGAGAUCAAAGAAUCACAACCUGCUCAAGCUGAACCGCAAAACAAUGUGCAUAUUCUUGACAAGCCUGCACUCGGUGUUGGAGAACAAUUCUUGGGAUAUAUCGAAGAGAGCAAGCGCUGGCAGACAGACUUGAUCAAUGCAAUCCACCAACAUUCAUCGACUGCGGGAGAAAGAAGCGUAGAGACCGUCACUGCAAUCGAUCUGAAGCGAGACGAACGACUGUGGAAACAGAUCUUAGAAAGGCUGAGAUUCGCGGAGAUGACUGACCGUCGAGAUCGAAUCGUCGAGGCGCAUAAUAAAACCUUCAGAUGGAUUUUUGACGCCCCUGGUUCUGCCGAGAAUAUGGCCACCGUUUGGCCUAGUUUCUCGGACUGGCUAAGAAAUGGAUCUGGGCUCUACUGGAUCGCCGGCAAAGCUGGCUCUGGCAAGUCCACGUUGAUGAAGUAUAUUUAUGAUAACACUCGCACUGUUCAGCUCCUUCAAGAAUGGUGUGGCGAGUCCGACUUGACUGUUGCAUCCUUCUACUUUUGGAACUCUGGAGUUGAUAUGCAGAUGUCAGAGAUGGGACUUCUGCGAUCGAUCCUGCUACAAUUGCUCACGAAGCACAAGGAAUUUAUUCCUCGACUGUUCCCAGGACGUUGGGAGGCAUAUGUACUUUUUGGUAAUGAUCCAAGUUCCUGGUCUCUCAGAGAGUUGAGAAAAGCAUUAAGUCUUUUGAGCCAUGAGGCUCCGGAUGCCACCAAAUUUUGCUUUUUUGUAGACGGGCUUGACGAGUUUGAUGGAGACCACUCGGAGCUUAAUGACCUUUUCAAGACUCUAGCGUCCUUUUCCCACAUCAAAGUAUGCGUUUCUAGUCGGCCAUGGAACGUGUUUGAGGACGAUUUCGGUGUCAAGUCGUGCCUAAUGUUGCAAGAUCUCACCUACCAAGACAUCAAGCUUUUCGUUGACUCUAGAUUCGACGAAGAUCAUGGGUUUUCUGAACUCGAGAUUCGGGAGCCAAGUUAUGCUGCUGAACUUAAAGAAUCUGUUGCUAGGAAGGCCGAAGGUGUGUUUCUAUGGGUCUCUCUUGUAGUCAGGUCUCUACUCGCUGGGAUGGUGAACGGCGACCGAGUCUGUGAUCUCGAAAGGCGACUUGACUUACUCCCCCCGAACCUUGGUGAUUUAUACGAAAAGAUGCUGCAAAGCCUUGAUCCUUUUUAUUACGCGCAUGCUUCGCAGCUAUUCCAGAUGGCUCACGAAGCAUCACCUCCGUUAAGCUUGUUAACAUAUUCAUUUGCGGAUGAGGAGCCAGAUUUCGUGUUCAAGUGUCCAGUACGAUGCUUGACUGAGAAGGAACAGUUUCUGAGGCUCGAUGUAAUGAGGAAGAGGAUAAACAGCCGAUGCAAAGGGUUGCUUGAGGUUCCCCGAGGAUAUCUUGAUUCGCACCACGACACAACGCAAAGUUCCGAAUUCCAGUCCGGGAACUUCUCCAAUGGCCGUGGGAAGGGACCUGUCAAGAAUAUGACAGUUCAGUACCUGCAUAGAACCGUCAAGGAUUUCUUAGCACGACCAGACGUCUGGAAUUCAUUGUUAAAAGCGUCUCCUCUAGGGUUUAAACCUCGUCUCAGUAUCUGCAGAGGAUUAGUGGCACAAUUCAAACAUAUGGACCCGGAGAUCUUAGAGCAUGAGUCCUUCUGGACAGGAAUUAAGUCUUGCAUUAAAUAUGCAAAGCCAUAUCAUGACCUAACAGGAAACUUUGUGCUCUUAUUGAAAGAUCUGGAUAAUUCUGCGUCAAAACUUGCAGAAUCAUGCCGGGAAGAUGGGUCCAGUUUCCUUUCACGGUCUUUUGAAAAGACAAUGUCUACUGUUGAAAUUAAAACUCCGUAUCCGCACUGGACAUCAACCUUUUCUGGCUAUAAGGAAGAUAAAGGGCUGACGUUUCUUUCACUAGCAGUACAGCUCAACCUGCAGUAUUUCGUGAAAGCCGAAGUAAAUCGUUCAUGUCUUGUGAUGCAGGACUCUGGCCUCUGGCCGCUGUUGCACGAUGCUGUGACGUACGACAAACAGCUCAUGGAAUUUUUCGAUAUACGCUGGUUUCCAAAUCCCGAAAUGCUAAAGAUACUCCUAGUUAGAGGAGCCAACCCGAAUUGGACUAGGCGGCAUGACGGGACUGGGAGUAUCUUCGAGCACUUACUAGAGAUUUAUACUUCUGCAAAAUCUUCAAAUUCCAUUGGUGCGAGCAAAACAUUUCAUAUAAUCGGGCGUUCUGUAGAUGAAAAGGCAGAAGCGUAUGGGUAUUGUAUAAAGAAGUUCAUUGAGUAUGGAGCAACAUCACCUAAGUACUCAGUGGAAUGCUCUCCAACCCGCUGUGAGGGAGCCCUAGUCAAAAUAGUUCCAAAGAGGAGUCUGAUCCAAUCGUGGUUUGGACCUGGAAAGCAAAUCGACUGCUUAGCUGGUUGGAGAUAUCUGCCUCGCGAGCACGAAUUAUCUGAAACGUCCGGCUUCUGCUUUGUCUUCACAAACUUUUCGUCUAUCGCAGCCCUCGAGGGAGCAGUUCGUUUCGAAUACUUCUGGGUGCGAGCUGGUUGA
Messenger RNA from Glarea lozoyensis ATCC 20868, 3051 nucleotides. RefSeq names its product P-loop containing nucleoside triphosphate hydrolase. The record is from RefSeq and is a predicted model, not a curated record. The transcript has 3 exons. The coding region runs from base 1 to 3051 and encodes 1016 amino acids. NCBI's taxonomy places the organism in Eukaryota, Fungi, Ascomycota, Leotiomycetes, Helotiales, Helotiaceae.